AACAAGAGAUCGAUACAUUAAGACAUGAGCUUCAACUUCUUGAAGACCAACUAAAGAUGUUUGAACCUGAUCCUCUAUCGUUCACAUCCAAGGAUGAAAUAAAUUCUUGUGAAAAGAAUUUGUUGGACACAUUGUCAAGAAUCACCCAAAGGAAGCAAUAUUUGGAUCCAAAUGAGGGAAUACCAACAUCCUUUGAGACCAAUGUUGCUAAUCGGUUGCCUCAAAAUGACCAAAAUUCAUCUCAAGUUUGUGUUGCAUCUCAUCACUCAUCUUCCAUUCCUCGAAGAAGCACAAUUUAUGAUAAGGAAGCAUCAAACAUUAAUGUUGGGUCAUGCAACAUUGUAAGACCCAAUAAUGUUGAUGAUGCAUGGCGUCAUCACAACUACACCACAACUGAUCAACUUCUCUCUUCCUUCACCCCACAAACUUCAUUUCAUACUUCGGAUUCAGAGGAGCUUCAACAAGAGGUGGAUACAUUAACACAUGAGCUUCAACUUGCUGAAGAGCAACUAAGGUUAUUUGAGCCCCAUCAUCUAUCAUUCACAUUAGAGGAUGAAAUAGAUUCUUGUGAGAAGAACCUGUUGGACACAUUGUCAAGAAUCACCCAGAUGAAGAAAGAUUUAUUAAGUGACCACUUAUCUCUAGCUUAUGAUCAUCUCAGUCUCAAUGACAUUCAGGAUGAGAUUGAAGAGGGUUGUAUGAAUACAACGACGUUGCAACAACAAGUUGAUAGCAUUUCAAAUGUGAAUCCUCAAAAGCCUCCAAGUACUGAUGGAAGUGCCAAUUACGAUGAUGACAAUUUGCCUCAAUUCAAUCUCGAUUAAUUUUUUUAUGUUUUGUUUGUGUAAAUUGAGGAAGUUUAAGACUUGAAUGAAGAACUUAAAUCGGAACUUAACCUCUCUAUUCCCAUUGAAGUUUGUUGCAGCAGGCUC
Messenger RNA from Cucumis melo (muskmelon), 932 nucleotides. RefSeq names its product agamous-like MADS-box protein AGL66. The transcript has 8 exons. The coding region runs from base 57 to 824 and encodes 255 amino acids. NCBI's taxonomy places the organism in Eukaryota, Viridiplantae, Streptophyta, Magnoliopsida, Cucurbitales, Cucurbitaceae. The record is from RefSeq and is a predicted model, not a curated record.